This is a messenger RNA of Ctenopharyngodon idella (grass carp), 429 nucleotides long. It is a transcript of the gene rps21, whose product is annotated as ribosomal protein S21. The record is from RefSeq and is a predicted model, not a curated record. Gene Ontology annotation, cellular component: ribosome; cytosolic small ribosomal subunit. Gene Ontology annotation, biological process: endonucleolytic cleavage to generate mature 3'-end of SSU-rRNA from (SSU-rRNA, 5.8S rRNA, LSU-rRNA); translation; endonucleolytic cleavage in ITS1 to separate SSU-rRNA from 5.8S rRNA and LSU-rRNA from tricistronic rRNA transcript (SSU-rRNA, 5.8S rRNA, LSU-rRNA). The transcript has 6 exons. Gene Ontology annotation, molecular function: structural constituent of ribosome. Bases 115 to 360 code for a protein of 81 amino acids. Lineage: Eukaryota; Metazoa; Chordata; Actinopteri; Cypriniformes; Xenocyprididae.
ACUCUUAUUCUAUCUUUCCUGUUACGUCACUUCCUGGCCCUUUCUCUUUCCUUUCCGUGUCGGCCAUUUGUGUUAAUCGACUGAGCUGAUUGACAGUCAUCAAAUAAAGUCAAGAUGCAGAACGACGCUGGUGAAUUCGUGGACCUGUACGUCCCCCGUAAAUGCUCUGCUAGCAACAGAAUCAUUGGUGCCAAGGACCAUGCCUCCAUCCAAAUCAACAUUGCUGAGGUGGAUAGGGCAACAGGCAGAUUCAAUGGGCAGUUCAAGACUUACGCCAUCUGUGGUGCCAUCCGUAGAAUGGGUGAAGCUGAUGACUCCCUCCUGAGGCUCGCAAAGAACGACAGCAUUGUGGCAAAGUAAGCUCCUGAACAUCUAAAUUUAAGGAUGGACUCUGGAAGUUUCUUUGUAAAAUAAAAAAUUAAAAUUGGA